UUUGUUGUUGACAUGUGUUGUGUCAAUACAUUUCUCGGAGAUUUGUUUUCACAUUGAAAUCAACACAUGAUUUACCCACUGAUUGUCCGUCACUUCGCGGGAACCGAUGUCUGAAUCGCCGAUACCAUUGUCUCAUUGGUAUGGAAACCGAUAUUAGAUAACUAAACACAGAGACAGAGAGAAAGACAGUUCCAGAGGGCGUCCAAGACAUCAUCGCAAGUGUUUGUUUACAAUACAAGACAUACGGACCAUAUUGUCCGCCAAUUAUCACCGCAGAGUUGAUCCGCUGAAGCGCUAACCAUACGCUAUGGCCCACAGAAGCCAUACGGAGACGUUUGUGCUGAUGAGGAAUAACGCCACCAAAAAGCGAUACUUUUAUAAAGAGUUCGAUAACGACGACGAGAGGGCGAAUCUGGUGAACGGCAAGAGCGACGCCAACGAUAUAGAGUUGACCACUAAUGGCGACCCAAUGGGUGACACAAUCGCUCCCGAGUGGCUCUCAAAUGUGGACGAGUUUCGGUACGAGUGCGUGAAGAUCAACACUAAAUUGGAUCAGCUGAAUGUGAUCCAAAGGGAGCACCUGAAGAGUAAGUCGACGUCCAUAUUCUCGGACGACUCGGAGUCGGCCGCCAAUCAGAGCUACGAAAUCGAGAUCGAGUUCAAGUGCCAAGAGAUCAACAAACUGUUCAAUCGUCUCCAUUCGCUCUUAAGUCAGAUGCAAGUGAUGUCCCGAUUGAGCGCCGACUCGCGUAUCGUGAAGAAUGUGUUUCAAUGGCAGUGCAAAGAGAUUCAGGAGUUGACACAUAAGUACCGCUUUUGUCAAAACAAUUACAUCAUUAAGUGUACGGAAAACGACAAAAUCGACGAACAGUUUGUCAUUACAUUUGACUCAAUUCCGGGCGCCGGCGGUGGAAGCCGUGGGGGCGACACCGAUAGGCUAAUGAUGAGUAACGGCGGGGAUCAGCAACAGUACGACGAUAUGUAUCAAUACUUCGAGGACAUGAGACCGGCGGCGAUGAGCGCCGGCCAACAGCAGCAACAGUUGUCGCAUCUGAUGAUGGAUUCGGAGCACCUGAAGGCCAGAGACCAGGAGAUGACGGCAAUCGUAAAGUCCAUUUGCGAACUAAACCAGAUAUUCCAAGACAUCAAUACACUGGUGGUAACGCAGGGCUCAGUGUUGGACCGAAUCGACUACAACGUGGAGACAGUGCAGCACAGGGUAGAGGACGGGGUACUGGCGCUCAGCAAAGCCGAGAAGUCUAUGCGAAGCGCACGCAAAAUGAAACUCAUAUUAAUAUUGAGUGGUUUUGUGAUACUUAUGUUCAUGUAUUUGAUUAUAUUUAAGACUUAACCGUAGG
This is a messenger RNA of Medioppia subpectinata, 1358 nucleotides long. The record is from the annotation of a GenBank genome assembly. NCBI's taxonomy places the organism in Eukaryota, Metazoa, Arthropoda, Arachnida, Sarcoptiformes, Oppiidae.